AGGCUUGUGAACAGAUUUAAACGCAAGUUUUAAAUCUGAUACUUGAGCAAUAAACAACUGGGCCCAGUUUGACAAAGCAUCUGUGUUGAUCAUCACGGGGCGGUGUAGAAAAUGCCCAUACAUGGGUUCCUAAAACAGCUAGUACGAAGAAAGGUGAUCGACCUGUGUGAGGAUACAGCGCUUGCUCGAGUCUUGUCCACCGUAGAUCUCAUUGGUCUAGGUAUUGGCAGUACCCUGGGAGCAGGUAUCUAUGUUGUCGCUGGUCAAGUCGCACGACAGACAGCUGGUCCGUCCGUCGUUCUGUCAUUCUUCGUAGCUGCUGUUGCGUCAAUUCUAGCAGGCGUGUGUUACGCUGAGUUCGCCGCUCGAGUUCCUAAAGCCGGCUCGGCGUACGUCUACAGCUAUGUGACGGUGGGCGAGUUCAUCGCCUUUGUCAUAGGGUGGAACCUCAUCCUCGAAUAUGUCAUCGGCACAGCCAGCGUGGCGAGGGCAUGGAGUGCGUACUUUGACUCGCUCCUCGACUACAAAAUCAAGAACUACUUCAACGCGACGAUGCCGAUUCACGUGGACGGCCUGUCCGACUACCCCGACUUCUUCGCGUUCGGCAUCACGCUGCUGCUGACGGUGGUGCUCGCGUACGGCGUCAAGGAGUCGACGACGUUCAACAACAUCUUCACCGUCGUCAACCUGCUCGUCGUCCUCUACGUCGUCAUAUGCGGCGCCUUCAAGGCCGACUUCCACAACUGGAACAUUAGCCCUAGUGAGAUUCCCAGUAAUGUUGACGGCGGGUCAGGGGGGUUUAUGCCGUUUGGAUUCUCAGGGAUGAUGUCUGGGGCAGCGACUUGCUUUUACGCCUUUGUUGGCUUCGACUGCAUAGCAACCACAGGUGAAGAGGCGAAAAAUCCCAAGAAAGCCAUUCCAAUCAGCAUCGUUCUGUCUCUGCUGGGCAUCACGCUGGCGUACUGUGGUGUGUCGAUAGUGCUUACCCUGAUGUGUCCCUACUACCUACUCGACCCCAACGCGCCCCUCCCCUUCGUCUUCAACCGCGUGGGGUGGGGCGUCGCCAAAUACAUCAUCUCUAUUGGGGCAAUAUGUGGGCUAUCCACUAGUUUACUCGGUGCAAUGUUUCCGCUGCCUCGCAUACUCUACGCCAUGGGGAGCGACGGGCUGCUGUUUGGAAUCCUCGGUUGGGUCUACCCCAGGUUCCAGACACCAGUCAUAGGAUGCGCCGUCUCGGGAUUGUUUGCCGGUUUGAUGGCCAUGAUGUUUAACUUGAAAGAACUCGUGGACAUGAUGUCAAUUGGUACAUUACUGGCCUAUACACUCGUCGCUGUUUGUGUACUUAUAUUAAGAUACCAACCUGAUGAAGCCAUGCCUGGGUCGGAGUAUAAACCCGACUCGAGUGACGAGAUAGUCAAGGAAUACUCGUUCAGCACUCGCGAUCUCAUACACCCGUCUUCCUCGGAACCCAACUCUGUGUCCGGCACAAUUGCUACCUGGAGCGUCGGGUUGUUGUGUUUAUUUGUUACUGCGUUCAGCGCCACUGUGAUUUAUGCUGCAGACUAUCUUAUGAGCCAUAGCUGGUGGGCGAUCCUGCUUGCUAUUCUUUUAGGCUGUCCAACGAUUGUCUGUAUCGUGUUUCUAUGGAAACAGCCAGAAAGUAAAGCGGAACUCUGGUUUAAGGUGCCGCUACUGCCAAUACUUCCUGCUGUCAGCGUGUUCAUCAACAUAUACCUCAUGAUGAAGUUAUCGGUCCCUACUUGGAUCAGGUUUGGUGUCUGGAUGGCGAUUGGUUUCAUGCUGUAUUUCGGAUACGGCAUAAGACACAGCACCCAGAAAAUCUCCAGUAAACCGCUGACUAGUCACGUUCCGAGAAAACCGAAACGAGUUUUAGGCGAAGUGGAGAUCGAAGUCCCGCCGCCGGAACCGGACGCGGACGAAGACGGUGAGGUAGACGAAACAACUCGGUUGCUUGGCAACCAUUUCUCCAAGCACGUGGUAGAAAUUCACGCCACGUCAUCAUCGGUGCCUUCGGAUUCUGUUCCCUGUGACUAUUGUCCUGCGUUGGCGUCUUACGGCGCACGUGAGAGGAUGAUGUCGUCAUUUGUCGAUGACGCAAACAGAAAACCUUCGGAGGAAAAUGGAUCAUUUUCGAACUCAUAAAUUUAAUGUAUAUAGGGGCUGUAUCAAAAUAGCAUCAUGGCGGCUUUCCGCUAAAACUAUUUAUUCAUUAAUGUUUUGAAAUGUAAAUUAUGAUUUGAACUAAAAUAUCAGUGACAAUGGAAUAAUUUAAUUUAAUAGUAGACAAGGAUGCUAGGUAUAGACAGGCGCGGAUCCAGGAUAAUUUAAUAGAAGGGGUUCAAAACUCUUUGUUGUUUUUGAAAUUAGAAUUUACAGGCACUUGACAGGUGAACGGGAUAAGAUUGCUUUUUUUUUUGCGUGUGUAUUCUGUAAUAUAUAUUGUUUGGCCACAAAUUGGGAGGGGGGCUUGGGGCCCCCUCCUGAAUCCACGCCUGAUAGAGUGUGAACGACAGAUUAGUUGGUGAUUUUAUAAUUUUGAUAAUUCUUUGUCUUUACUCGAGGUGCAAUACGACAAUCAAGUCUGGAAAUGUGAUUACAUGUGUAUUUCAAUUUGUAUUGUUUUCUUUGUUGUUGUUAUUUGUUAUUAUUCCUAUGCGUUUGUUUUCUUCUUUUGCCUUCUUCUUUUCUUUUUUGUUGUUGUUUGUUGUUUUGUUUUUCUGUAGGUUUUUUUGUUUGUUUUUUAGUCUUUUUAAAUUAUUAUUAUUAUUGCUAUUGUCAUUGUUGUUUUUGUUUUGUUAUCGGCAGUGGUUGCUCUAUACGGGGUGAGCGGGGAGAGGGGGGAGGAUUUAGCUUAAUCGUUUGAGUGCACGCUUAAGGUCAUUGCGUCGCAGGAUCGAACCACAUCGAUGGAUCCAUUCACCUGAUUGUGGUUUUCUAAUUCCAACCAGUGCACCACAGCUGGUCAAAGGCCGUGGUGUGUGCUUUCCUGUCUGUGGGAAAG
This is a messenger RNA of Gigantopelta aegis, 3022 nucleotides long. Its product is annotated as cationic amino acid transporter 3-like. The transcript has 13 exons. The record is from RefSeq and is a predicted model, not a curated record. Gene Ontology annotation, cellular component: plasma membrane. Gene Ontology annotation, molecular function: amino acid transmembrane transporter activity. Bases 112 to 2163 code for a protein of 683 amino acids. Gene Ontology annotation, biological process: amino acid transport; transmembrane transport. Lineage: Eukaryota; Metazoa; Mollusca; Gastropoda; Neomphalida; Peltospiridae.